AAUAUACAGUGCAGCACUACACAGUUGAUUACUGAUCAGAGUGAAUUUGAUCAAAUAUCAGGCUUUUCAAUGAAAUAACGGUAUCUUGUCCGAUCCCAGUCCGUCUUGCAACUCAAACCACUUGCAGGGCCGCUUUCACCACCAGUGACAACAUGGUAAUGCCAAUGGAACUUGAGCUGAAGCAUGUGGAGCUGAGAGCUGGAGACCAGUUCAAAGUACAGGGGAGGAUUAUGGAUGAGGCUGAGAGGUUCCAGAUCGACCUGGGCUGUGAUGAAGAUGACCUGGCACUGCACUUUAACCCACGCUUCAAUGAUGACACUGAUGGUACUGUGCUCGUGUGCAACUCAAAGAUUGCCGGCUGCUGGGGUGAUGAGAAGAGAGAGAUCCACAAUCCACUCCAAAGGGGUUCUACAUUCAAGAUUGUGCUGAAGCUGACGGGCGACAUGUUUGAAGUGGAGAUGCCUGAUGGACAGGAGAUCCAGUUCCCCAAUCGUGAAGGCCUAGAUGUCAUUACCUACAUUCGUAUCAAAGGAGACCUCAAACUUACUUCUUUCAAAAUCUACUAGACCCCAAUAUAUGAGGGGUGAUUUAGUUAGAUCAAUGGGUUAGGACAGGAGCAAUGACAUUCAUCAAAUCAUUGUUCUAAUAUAUGUAUUAGUGAACUGUUGGACAUAUUAAAUAUGUAUCUGGGUUGAC
This is a messenger RNA of Salvelinus namaycush (lake trout), 696 nucleotides long. RefSeq names its product galectin-2-like. The coding region runs from base 153 to 566 and encodes 137 amino acids. NCBI's taxonomy places the organism in Eukaryota, Metazoa, Chordata, Actinopteri, Salmoniformes, Salmonidae. The transcript has 5 exons. Gene Ontology annotation, molecular function: carbohydrate binding. The record is from RefSeq and is a predicted model, not a curated record.